AUCUUACACUCGCGAGGGUUACGACGACUUUAUCCGAAAUACCCUCACCCAUUUUAACUUAGUAGGCCACUUGCUUAAUAUAUGUCUUAUCAACGCUCGAUCGAUCUGCAACAAAAAGACGGAUUUAGCCCUGUUUGUAUCCAUAUAUCAACCAUCAGUUAUUAUGAUAUCUGAAGCAUGGACUAACAGUAAUAUUUCCGACCGAAGCAUAUCUCUAGAUAACUAUUCCCUAUAUAGAAGCGAUAGAUUGAAUGGACGAGGCGGAGGAUGCCUUAUUUACGCUCACUCUAGCCUGAACUCACUGCUAUGUGAUAUGCCUGAACUAAACAAACUGAAGGAUUCGGUGUGGAUUGUAUUAAAGCCGUCGAAUUCCGUUACCUUACUGCUCGGCUGUGUUUAUCGUCAACCUAACGCAUCAAUAGAUGAAAUAGCAGUAUUAUCGGAGGUAUUCACACUAGCAUCAUCCCUCUCAUUCACAGGCAAGCUCAUUUGUGGUGACUUCAAUAUGCCCGAAAUUUCUUGGCUGCCAGUCAAAGCGCCGAGACGUUAUGAAUCAUUUAUUGAAUGUCUAGAGCUUGGACAAUGGACUCAGUAUGUCGAUAGCCCUACCAGACAUCAAAACAUCUUAGACUUAGUCUUUACCAGUGGCCUCAUCCCCAAUACUUUGUAUAUUGGAAAAAAGUUCCCAGGUAGUGAUCAUAACAUUGUCAUAUGCAGCCUUAAUGUAAAAACCACAACCGAUAGAAGUAAAACCGUAACACUUCGUAGAAACUAUCGCAAGGUUGAUUGGAAUAACUUCCACAAUUACCUAAGAAGCACUGAUUGGAGAACUUUCUUUACCUCAAACAAUACCGACACAUUAACCAAUAUAUUUUAUCACAACAUCAAAAGUAUCAUCAACAACAUCGCACCUUUAGAAUACUGUAAACCUACGUUCUCCAAAGAUCUCUAUAUACCGGUCAGUACAAGAAGACGUCUUCAAAGACAUUGUACUCGAUUCCACAACUUAAAUGACUUUUCCUCUUUAGUAACGAUGACAGAAAUACUUGUCCGAACAGAGGCAAUAAGUAAACAAAAAGCAGUAGCACAGGAAAAACGUGCAGUUGAACUUAAUAAUAACUCCUCUGCACUCACCAUACUACUCCAAAAUAAACUUAAACGCUCUAAAUCGAGAGGGAGUAUAUUCAUUAAAGGCAAACAAGUAUACGAAGAUCCCAAACUUAUCACAGAAUUAUUCAGUGAACAUUUUUGUUUCUCACUAACUAACGAAAAACCAUUUAAUGAUUCAGAACCAAUCCCAGUAACUCCCUGUGAAAUUACUAAUGUAGAAUUCAGUGUACAAAAUAUCUCCAAAGCAAUCAGUACAUUGAAACACUCCUACACUGAUGGACCAGAUGGUAUUCCAUCUAGCAUGCUAAAACGCGGAGGUGAUGAUAUGUGUGUUUUGCUUCUCAAACUAUUCGCGAUAUCACUCUCUUCAGCGUGUUACCCUACUGCCUGGAAAACUACACAUAUCAUUCCCAAAAUUAAAACAGGACCUGAAGCAAACGUUGAAAAUUACCGGCCUAUAAACAUAACUUCAGUGGUAUCCAGAGUGAUGGAAAAAGUAGUUAAGGCGGCUGUAGUCCAACAUCUAUUAACUAACAAUCUCUUGUCGACCUCCCAGCAUGGAUUUCUUAGGUCCAGAUCAUGCGAUACAUGCCUAGUAGACUACCUGAAUGAUAUAACUCUGAAACGAGACAGCGGACUCCUUGUAUCAGUCCUAUUCCUAGACUUUAAGAAAGCCUUUGAUAAGGUCCCACACAAAAGGCUACUCGUCAAACUAAAGUCCUUCGGAAUACACAACCCACUGUACUCAUGGUUUGCUUCGUUCUUAACAGAACGUAAACAGAUGGUAAAGUACAAUGACUGUCUCUCGUCCCCUAGACCAAUCACCAGUGGAGUCAUCCAGGGAAGCGUAUUAGGGCCACUUUUGUUUCUUAUGUAUAUAAACGAUAUAUGUAACACCAUAGAAUUUGGGAAACCGUACUUAUAUGCUGAUGAUCUCAAAAUAGUAUACAGCUAUAAGCCUGAGACACUAAGCGAAAGUGUAUCCCAGAUCCAAAAGGACCUCAAUAACUUAACUAUAUGGAGUGAAAAAUGGCAAUUACCAUUUAACCUCAACAAGUGCGGGAUCAUGCACUUUGGAAAGCAUCCCUAUAAACCGCGACUUCACUUAAAUGAAUGUAUAGUCCAAACACUCGAAUCAGUACACGAUUUAGGAAUUAAUUACACAGGAAGCCUAAACUUUGAAGAACAUGCCUCCUCUAUUAUUUCUAAAUCUAGACGGCUAAUUGGUUUUAUAAUGAAAAACUUUUUCACAACAGAGGGUAAACUUACUCUCUACAAAAUAUGUGUACGACCCACCCUUGAAUACUGCUCUUUUGUCUUCUCUAAUAUGAAUAUCGCAGACAAGAUAAGAGUAGAAGAUGUUCAAAGACGUUUCACACGUCAACUACUAGGAUGUAACUCGAAUCUCGAUUACACAGACAGAUGUAAGCAUCUAUCUUUAGAACCUUUAUGGCACCGUAGGCUAAAACACAAUUUAAUAUUUCUCUACAAAGCGAUAUAUGGGCUCUCCUUUCUAACCUCCUGCCCGACUAUCACCCACGACCCAGCCUAUAGACUUAGAAACAACGCAUAUACACUACUUACCGUAAAACACCAAAAACAAAUGCGUUGUAAGUUCUUUACAGUACGGUACAGUUUAUUGUGGAACAGGCUGCCAAUGCCUAUCCGUAACUGUGAUACGUUUACCAGAUUCAAAAAGCUAAUAACCCUAUUUCUAGACUCCAAAGAGCUUCAACAUUACCUUGAACUCCCGCCCACCGAUGAGGCACUUUAUUACGGACCGCCUAGUAUCUAGAAAGAACAGAAUUAUAACAAGUUCGACUGUUACUAAUCUGAAUAUAACCAAAUCACAGGAUAUAUGGCUUAUCCUUUCCUAUUAUUCAUUGUUUAUUAAUCAUGAUUUCAUGCUCCUAACCCUAGCUUUCAGUCCCCAAAUCUCUACAGGUUAAAUGUACAUUAUUCUUCCUAAAAGUCAUGCUUUUUUUUCUACUGCAAGUAGACAGAUAGCUCAAUCUUAUGGAUGCUGAUCUACUAAGGCCGAUCAUUCAAAGCUCAAAAUUUGGCCACAAAGUCUUCCCCCUUGAGAUAUGGAACAGGUUACUUCAUCCUGCACCAUCCUUAAAGCCUUGGAUAUCCCAAAGGGACAUAAGGUUGCGAUUUCUAGAAGCUCAUACCUUCAAUGGACCUAUUCUUGACCAUCAGUCGCACAUUCGCAACGCAACUCUCGUGAAGCGCGCCAACUAUAGUACUGAUUAAAACUAUCUACAUUCAUGUCUUAUAAAUUUUCAACCCAGCUAUGUAAUUUAAUACAGUGUAUAUUGUAUCAUUUGUAUCAAUUUGAUCUUGCCUGUAAACUGGCAUGCCUCAUGUAACAAACUGUUAUUUGAGAAUAAAUUAUUAUUAUU
Schistosoma guineensis is the source of this 3515-nucleotide messenger RNA. NCBI's taxonomy places the organism in Eukaryota, Metazoa, Platyhelminthes, Trematoda, Strigeidida, Schistosomatidae. The record is from the annotation of a GenBank genome assembly.